Lytechinus pictus (painted urchin) is the source of this 4613-nucleotide messenger RNA. Its product is annotated as long-chain fatty acid transport protein 2-like. NCBI's taxonomy places the organism in Eukaryota, Metazoa, Echinodermata, Echinoidea, Temnopleuroida, Toxopneustidae. The record is from RefSeq and is a predicted model, not a curated record. The transcript has 9 exons. Gene Ontology annotation, molecular function: long-chain fatty acid-CoA ligase activity; long-chain fatty acid transmembrane transporter activity. The coding region runs from base 482 to 2365 and encodes 627 amino acids.
GUUUCGCAACAAUUUUUCGUGUGCACAUUGCGAGCCAUGCAUGACUAGCAUCGAUUGGUAACAUUUUCUGUCAAAUUUUCACUUAAUUGAACAUUUGAUUCGAUGAUUGGAGACACUCUCUGGAAAGUCAGUUGCGAGCUUCACCAUAAGAGCAGGUUUAAGAUUUAUUAAUAUUUCGUUUUAGACUUUAUUUUUGCAAAACAUACGGUAUGGUACAUGCCGUAUUAUUAUGACAGUCAGUGAUGUUGUGAUCAUGUGUGCCGCAUCUGCAGCGGACUCAACACAGUACAGAGGCAGUGAACCGGCCGAAGGCCUGUCUCUCCGGGCUUAAUUAUAAAUUAACCCUGUGGCUGUGCCGUUGUGGAAAUCUCCUAAUUCGGCCUUUCUGGCCGCCAAAAUAACUGAUUUAUCAUUCUCUCAAUUUGUUCACUCUACCGGCAGUUACAUAGGCUCUCGAUCUCGUUUAUGUCCAAUUUCCAAGAUGGGAGACUGGGAAGUUUUUGGAUUUUCUGCCCUUGUUGUGAGCCUCAUCGUGGCCGGAGUGAAGAGGAACUCCAUUGCGAAUUUCAUUCAGGAUUUUAAAGAUGUAUCCAGCUUAGCCAAAGCUCUAAUUGGCAUCAAAGGGGCAGAAAGGAAAAAUAAAACUGUCAUUACUGUCUUAACGGAUGGAGUGUCGCAUUAUCCAGACCGUCCCUUUUUGCUCUAUCAAGAUGAAAAAUACACAUACAGAGAUGCAGAGUCAGAGUCCAACCGCAUUGCCCGAUGGGUAAAGAUGAACUCUGAUUUGAGCCAAGAUGAAACAGUGGCAGUCCUCAUGAAGAAUGAACCGUCUUUUAUAUGGAUGUGGCUAGGUUUUGCCAAGCUAGGAGUUGGAACAAGCCUUCUCAAUUACAACCUGAAAGGAGAGAGCUUGAUGCAUUGCAUGAGAAUUAGCAAUGCGAGAUACUUAGUGAUGUCAAGAGCUUUCAUCGACAUUGCCAAGGAGCUCCUUCCUGAACUGCAGCAACUUGGAAUCAAAGUAUGGGUUUUGGGUAGCAUCUCCAAUGGUACAAAGGUUCCUGAUGGAAUGGUUGCCAUGGAUACCGGUCUCGUGACAGGAAAUCCACUCCCAGCCGAUCAUCUAGCUCCCAUCACCCAUAGCACAAUAGCAUCUCUUAUCUUUACCUCUGGUACUACAGGUCUCCCAAAAGCAGUGAAAGUGCCUCAUAAAACCCCAAUAAAAGCACACUAUGCAUGGUCUCUAUGUGGAGGUCUCAAGCCAACAGAUGUCCUGUAUGUCUCUCUUCCUCUCUACCAUUCUUCAGGCCUUUUAAAUGGUGUCCUCAGCUGUCUCAGUGCAGGCUGCACAGUAGCUCUAGCACCCAAAUUUUCAGCAUCACGCUUCUGGGAUGACGUCCGCAAGCACAAAGCCACAGCCUUUCUGUAUAUUGGCGAACUUUGCAGAUAUCUUCUUGCGCAACCUGAAAAGCCAAAUGAUGGCCAAUACCCAAGCCCUUUGAGAAUUGCGUAUGGCAAUGGCUUGGGGGCAGAUAUUUGGGAGCGGUUUCAGAAGCGUUUCAAGAUCGAGAAAGUAGUAGAGUGGUACACCGCAACAGAGGCAUCGGGAGGAUUCAUCAAUACCGAUGGGAAGGUUGGAGCCGUAGGAAGGUACUCCUGGUUGGCAGAAAAACUUGCAGGAAACUGUGUUGUGGUUGAAUGUGACUUUGCUACCGCCCAACCCAUACGAGGGUCUGACGGGAAAUGUAAACCGGUUUCGAGAGGUGAGACAGGGCUGAUGCUGUUCAAACUGGACAACUUCAACAAGUUCCUUGGCUACCGCGGUCCCUCGCAUCAGACCCAGAACAAGCUGGUCCGUGAUGUCAAGAAGACCGGUGACCUGUUCUUCAACAGUGGUGACCUGAUGAUGAUUAAUGUGGAUGGAUAUGUGUACUUCAAAGACAGACUAGGAGACACUUUCAGGUGGAAAGGGGAAAAUGUAUCCACAAUUGAGGUAUCCAACAUCAUGAGCAGACUGCCAUCUAUAAUGGAAUGCAAUGUCUAUGGAGUGGAGGUCCCAGGUUGUGAAGGAAGAGCUGGAAUGGCUGCCAUUGUUCUACAAGAUGGCCACAAUCUAGAUUUCAAACACCUCUACGACCACGCCACCAACCAUCUCCCGGACUAUGCAUGCCCCAAGUUCAUCCGUGUCAUGCUCGAGAUGGACAUCACCACUACCUUCAAGCACAAAAAGAAACAGCUGGUCAGCCAGGGAUUCAACAUAGAGACAAUUUCCGAUGACCUCUAUGUCGUCGACAAGGCCAAAGGUGCUUAUGUUCAAAUUAGUUCCAACAUUAUGGAAAGUAUACAGCGAGGAAGUUUCAAACUUUAAGCUGUUUGGGGUUCAUCACUUUUCUUUUGCUUACUCUCAAUUAAUCCUUGAAGGGUGUAGUUUUCUUCACGAAGUGCUUUUUCUGUACUCUUUAUCUUUUGAUCCAUUCUUUUGUAAUGAUAUAUAUAUCUUUCCUUUUUUAACCCUAAUUCUCCCGGGGGGGGGCCAUAAUGGCCCCCCCCUCGACAAUUUUCGCGAUAUAUCCGCUGCGCAAAAUUUUUUGACCUCGCCGCUCACUGACUUUUUACUUUCAAGUCUCGCGCAAAUUUUGAGACCAAAUUUGUGACGCCCGGAUACGCGGUUACGACAUUACGCAACAUUAUGUAAGUGCAUGUCAGACCCAAAAUUGCUCAUAAACGUGAUUUCAUGUACAAAUCCAAUGCAAAUUGUGUAUUUAGCCAAAAUUCAUAAAUGUAUCAUUAUUUCUACUUUUACUGAUUGAAUUUAAUUAAUUUUGCCUUGCUUAUGAUCAGAAUUAAGUCUGGAACGAUUUCCAUUGAAAAAACAAUAAAAAACAAAAAGUAAAAAAAACAAGGAAAUACAUAAGAAAUUCAUAAAACAAUAAAAUACAUAAGAAAUUGAUUUCCAAACCGAAGUUUUUUUAAAUUGCGAUUGUUAAGAAUGCUACAAAGAAUAUUUUAACCAAAAAUUAGCAUUCUAGGAGCUUUAUUUAGUGAAUUAGAGCAAAAAGUAUGAUUUAUGCAUAAAUUAGCAUAAUUAAUUCAUAUAAAAUAAAAUCUCAUUAUUUUGGAAAAUUUUACCAUACAGCCUUGUAGAUUACAUCGCACACAACCAGCAUGCAAAUUUUUGCGUCGCUCGAGCGAUCAGCGGCCGAGAUCUUAAGGGGGGGCCAUAAUGGCCCCCCCCCGGGAAUGACAAGAAUAAAAAUACCCCGGGUGAUUGAGGGUUAAGUAUGAAAUAUGAAUGUUUCUUCAACUUUGGAUAUGAAUUGGAGAAAAGCCAUCGUAUUUCACAUGCUAUUCUUUUAUCCUUAUUUUAAUUUCUUUUUUAUAUAACUGGUAAUUUGAAAAAAAAGAAUGCGUUAUUAGUGAAAACCCAUAACUCCUAAAACAAGCUAAAAUAGUGGUGCUUAUAAUAUAAAAUGUUGUUCUGUUUAUGAUGGUUUGUUAUUGUAUAGGGAAUAUUGCUGCUUUCAAGAUAUAAAGCCAUUUUUGUAUUAAGAGAUCCUAUAUGAAGUACUUGGUUUUAUGUUUUCUAUUGAGGGCUGCAUGCGUUGUCUUUCUUUCUAUUCUGUGUUUUGUUUUCAUGGUUACUGAAGCUUUAUGGUUCUGAAAAUUGCAAGUUUCAGGCAUUUCAAUAUAAGACUGAGAUUUACCAUGCGGUUCACGCUGAUUUCUCACAUGUAUGACAAUGUUAUUGUUCCAUAGGUCGAGAUUCUGUAGCAAAACUAUAAAUAUUUCUAUAAUUGUCAACGAAAGUAAUUAGUAAAACCAAAGUUUAACAAGUUUGCAUACAUGUGCAGAAGUGAUUUGGUGGCUUGGUAAAUCAUUAGCUACGCAACCCAAUAUCGCAUGUUAUACAAGAAUAGUGUCAAUAUGAAGCCCCAAAAAUUCAAAUAAUAAAUAUAUUGUCAUGUGCUUCAAAAGAAGUCCAUUUAUGUGCAAGUGGCUGUAUGUCACCACUUAUAUUUUCCUUUACAAAUAAUAGCUUAAAGCCUACCACACACAAUGUGAUCGGAUCACAUUUCUUUUAUUAAAAGACCUGUCAAGAUCUUUCAUUGAUAUGAGUAAUAUAAAUAGUUGAAAGCUACAUGUAUGUUUGUCAGUCUUUGUUAAUUAUUUCGUAGCCUCAUUGUAUAUACAAUUAUACUUUGGAAAAUAAAAUAAUCAUUUAUUUUUGUCAUAUAUUUCUACUGAGAUACAUACAGGGUAUAUUUCGAUUCAUUAAUCAGGUCAAAGUGAUUUUUAUUUUUUUACAUUCGAAAUGAUGCUAUUUGAAAUCACCUUCAACUUCUAAGCUCUUGGCAUAUAUUGCUUAUCUUAUAGACAAAAAAAAGAAAACAAACAAAAACACUAUCAGCAUUAUUUGACAAACCUGUCAGAUGGGCAUGAAUAAAAUUUGUUGAUCUCUGCAAAAUUUACGAAUUUCUAUUUAGUACAGCAUUAAAAACAAAUGAUUUUAUUUUGUAUUUGUUUCCUGAAGUGCGUAUUUAGAAGCCUCGCUGGCAUUUUGUGUGUGUGUCAAAUUUAAAACUUUCACUGCCAAAAGACUCUAUAUUUGGAUUUUU